AUGAAUAUAAAGAAGAGCUCGAUGUUUAUCCUCAUCCCCUUCCUAAGCCUUCUCUUUAAUGCAUUAUCAGCAAAAUCCUCAGAAGAGCCACUUGCACCGGCUCUUUAUGUCUUGGGUGACUCUCUAGCCGAUAGUGGCAACAACAACGGUCUACCGACGCAAGCAAAAGCUAAUUACGUGCCAUACGGAAUAGAUUUCAAUGGCGGGGUCUCGGGAAGAUUCACCAAUGGCAAUACAAUGGCAGAUUUCAUUGCUCAGUUGCUUGGGCUACCGCUUGCCCCACCAUACUUGGGCCUUUCAGAGGCUGAGAGAUCACAAAUCAUAACAGGUCUGAACUACGCAUCUGGGUCUGCAGGCAUUCUUCCAGAAACAGGAAGCAGAUUGGGAAAGAAUAUUCCAAUUGGGGAACAGAUUGAUUACUUCCAAAGGACUGUCGAAAUAGACCUUCCACGGAAUUUCACUGAGCCGCAAGCCCUUUUCAACCACUUAUCUAAGUCCAUUUUCUUAGUCUCAGUUGGAAGCAAUGACUACAUCAACAACUAUCUACAGCCAGAUUACUAUAAUUCUAGCAAAUACUUUUCUCCUCAAAGAUUUGCUGGAUUGCUGGUGGAUGAAUUAUCUCAACAUUUGACGAGACUGUAUAAACUGGGAGCAAGGAAGAUCAUUGUAUUUGAGAUUGGCAUACUCGGGUGUAUGCCGAGCAUAACGAACACAAUAGAUUUUAGUAAAGAUUGCGACAAAGAAGUAAAUCGGCUAGUAAUUACGUACAAUGCACAGCUUUCAAUUCUACUGACGAAACUGAAAUCCCUCCUGGAAGGAUCGAUUUUCAUUCAGGGUCAAGUUUUCCUGCCUGGCUACGUCAUCUACCACAGUCCUUACUAUUUCGGUGAGAUUCUGAAACACCUAUGUUUGAUGGGUAGGGAUGGUUUUUAG
Magnolia sinica is the source of this 933-nucleotide messenger RNA. Its product is annotated as GDSL esterase/lipase 7-like. The record is from RefSeq and is a predicted model, not a curated record. Gene Ontology annotation, molecular function: hydrolase activity, acting on ester bonds. The coding region runs from base 1 to 933 and encodes 310 amino acids. The transcript is spliced from 4 exons. NCBI's taxonomy places the organism in Eukaryota, Viridiplantae, Streptophyta, Magnoliopsida, Magnoliales, Magnoliaceae.